AUGGAACCUGAAAGAACCACUGAAUUGAAAAAUCUAGUUUUAAAAACGACAACUUUUACUGGUGAAGCGAAGUACUACAGCUUUAAAGGCAUUCCUUAUGCCAAACCUCCUGUGGGUGAUCUCAGGUUUAAGGAUCCACAACCGCCGGAACCAUGGGACGGAGUGAGAAAUGCGACUCAACAUGGCUCCGUGUGCCCUCAAAUAGAUUUACUCAACAGUAUUGUUGUACCUGGCAGUGAAGACUGCCUCUUCCUCAAUGUGUAUACUCCUAAUUUAACUCCAGAGAACCCUCUACCAGUCAUGGUCUUCAUCCAUGGAGGAGGGUUUAAAUUUGGCUCAGGAAACGUUGACGUUUACGGACCAGAUUUCUUGGUAGCCAAAGAUGUAAUAGUCGUCACCAUGAACUACAGGUUAGAUGUCUUGGGAUUCCUCGCUUUAGGAACUAAGGAAGUCCCUGGUAAUGCUGGAAUGAAGGAUCAAGUCUUGGCAUUAAAAUGGGUGAAUGAAAAUAUUGAAAGCUUUGGAGGUGAUAAUCAAAACAUCACCCUAUUUGGAGAGAGUGCCGGAGCAUCUGCUGUUGGUUAUCACUUGGUUUCACCAAUGUCUAAGAAUCUGUUCCAAAAAGCAAUAUUACAAAGUGGUGUGCCCAGUAUGGACCCUCACAUUCCUUACAGAACUGUAGAGAGAGCUUUUGUCCUUGGAAACUCUCUUAACAUUACAACUAAAAAUUCCACUGAACUCCUUCUUUCACUACAAGAGCUACCAGCCGUGGAACUGCUCAAUAGGACUGCCUUUUUGUUUGCUUCUGAAUCUAUAACUCAUAUCGUGUUCAAGUUUACUCCAUUUACUCCUAUAAUAGAAGAAGACUAUGGCCAAGAGAUGAUAUUUGUGAGCGAAGAUCCCUUCGAUACUUUAGAUAGCGGUAAUGUUAGCAACGUGGAUAUUAUGUUCAGUUACAAUAAGUAUGAGAUGCUCAUCAUGCUACCGUACUAUGUAAAUAAUACUUAUCGAUACAUACAACGGUACAAUAGAUACCCAGAACUGUUAGUGCCCAGUAAAAUAUUGAUGAAAGCAAGUAGUGACGACAUUUACUACUUAUGGAAUAAAAUUAACGACUUCUACUUUGGCAAUAAGAGUAUUAGUGUCGAGAACAUGCCUGAGUUUAUCCAGUACGCUGGUUUUGCCAGUCUGGUGUAUGAUGUCCAUAGAUUUAUAAGACGCUGGCCGCAGGUUGGCAAUGUCUACCUCUUCAAGUUCGAAUGCAUCUCCAGCAGAAACUUCUAUGGUCUGCCAGGCGCUGCCUAUGGUCUCAAUGGCCCGUCCCACUUCGAUGAUUUAUUCUAUGUGUUUGAUCCUAAAUCAUUGCAGUUCCCUCUACCAACUGACAGCAAAGAAUAUAAAUUGGUUCAGCAGAUAGCUACCGUCUUCACAAAUUUUGCUAAAUACGGAAACCCGACUCCAGACUCGACGCUGGGUGUGUCCUGGCCUCAGUAUGACAAAAGUAAACAGGCGUAUGCGAUCAUAGCUGACAACAUCACCAUAGACUACAAACCAGACGCCAAAGACAUCAAAUUCUGGAGGAAAGUUCUCGAAUACGCUCACAUCAAAUUCUAG
Molecule: messenger RNA, 1614 nt
Organism: Spodoptera littoralis (African cotton leafworm)
Lineage: Eukaryota; Metazoa; Arthropoda; Insecta; Lepidoptera; Noctuidae
Source: the annotation of a GenBank genome assembly